AUGGCCGGAAACAAUUCUACGGUCAUCCUCGCAAUUUCUUGGACAGAAACAUGCAUUGGUUUACUCCUUUUCAGUCUUCGGUUCUUAAGUAACUGGAAAUUUGUGGGGCGGUUUAGAUGGGACUUUGCUGUCGCUGGUUUGACGGUGGCAACCGAGACCACUGCCCAGGUGUUCCUGCAAUUUUCAGUCAAUGCUGGAAUGGGCGAUCACUUGGAUGAGCUGUCAGACUCGCAGAGAGUUACAGCGCUGCACUGGUCAUGGGUGUUCCAGUUACUCGCAAUAACCGCGAGUAUGCUGGGAAAGCUUGCAAUUCUCGCCUUCCUUUUCCAGAUUCGUGGUCGUCACGAGACAAAGCCUUGGUUCUUGAUUAUCCUGGGAUUUCUCAUUGGAACAAUCAACAUUGCCGUUCUUGGAACCAUUCUGGGACAAUGCAAGCCAAUGCACAAAUUGUGGGAUGAUAGCGUUGAAGGAACAUGCGACCCGGGGCGCAAAAUGAAUCAGAACUAUUCGUUCUUCCAGGCUAGCUUCAACGCAUUUAGCGACGCCUUGUUAGCAUCAUAUCCGAUCCACCUCUUUUGGAAGCUCCAGAUGAAGCUGCGAAUCAAGGUCGCCUUGUCUAUUCUCAUGGGGUUGGGUUGGAUAGCGGCAGUUUGCUCCGCUGUCAAGACAUAUGAGCUCAAGGCGUUGACCGAAACAACUGAUAUCACCUGCAAGUCAAAUCCAUAA
Molecule: messenger RNA, 726 nt
Organism: Penicillium robsamsonii
Lineage: Eukaryota; Fungi; Ascomycota; Eurotiomycetes; Eurotiales; Aspergillaceae
Exons: 4
Coding region: 1-726 (241 amino acids)
Source: RefSeq, a predicted model, not a curated record